AGUAGAGCCCUUCCGUGGUUGAAACAGCGAAGAAGAAACAGGAGGCGGAAGAAGAAACUUGAUUAAAGUGGGAAAAUGCGCAGAAGAAGAAGUAACUAUAUAUUUACAAAAAAGAAAAAACCCCACAACGGACACUUGACUGUCAGUUUAAAACAAGGUUACACAGUUAUCUCAGAGGUAUAUAUGACAUAUAGUUUGUUUAAAAGCAAAAUAGAAAUAAUUGCGUACUUACUGGACUCGUCCUGUGUUUGAAACUUGCCUUAUCGCACUCGUCAAACCUUACAGGAAGAGGAAACAAGCGUUAAUUUUAGCUAGUCCAGUUCGUUAGUGACACUAGCUAAUAGUUAGCCGCUGAGGUGGGUUGCGUGUGAGCUUAAGGCGUCAACAGUUACUAUUUUUCCUGUGGUGUAAUCAUCGUUUGAUACCUUAUGUAGUAGAAGUAUUUGCAGGUUAGCCAGCGAUAGAUGAAACACUGCAUCAUGUGAGCCGUGCGAAAGCCUUUUGACACCCAGAAAUGGCCACUGAUAUGUUGGACCAGAGUGUUGCUGUUAAGAACCCCCAGUCUCACUUUUGUAUGGGACCCUGGGGAAAAUUUUGCAAUAGAUUAUGGAUUUAGGAAAUCCUCCUUUAUGGGAUUCCGACUUUACUGCUGUAAUUGACAUGGAGAAAGGAGCAGCUGAGAAGGAAAUGGAUGAUGAAGAGAUCCCUGAUGGCGACACUGCCUCAGUGGCUGACUUAAGUCAGCGGCAGGGCAGAGAGACUGAUGAUGACUGUGAGGAGGAGGACAAAACAGCCUAUCUUAAAUCUCAGGAAAUCCCAAAUCCAUCUACUCCACAACUCUCAGGAGCUGAUGAAGCAGAGUAUUGUGGAUCCAUGGAGGCUACAGAGGAUACUGAGGAGGUUUCUGGUGGGUUUGAACAUGAAAGCAGUACAGAUCAUGAGAACUCACAGGUCAUAAAUCAAGAAGAGGAUGAAGCUGCAAAGGAGCAGCACAUGAAUGGGGAAUCUGGCUGGAGAAGUAUGGGAAGUGGAAGGAAGUGCAAAUUAAGAAGCAGUGGAUCAGUGUUAGAGCAGAGCAAUCAGAGUUCUUUUUACUCCUUUCCAAAAGGCAAUGUCAUGUCAGGUGGCAGUCGGCACAAGCAGACACGCAGACGGAACCACCACCACCAUCAGCAGAACCGGGGUCGCCGGCGGACAGGCAACCAACUUGUCUUUGCUUUCAAAGAGAUGCUUUCAGAGUCUCUGAGCCUUUGGUGCAUCUCAUGCAUCCACAUGUUGAUUGAAAUUAUCGUGACUUUAACUCACAAUUGUGGAGUUGGAGUGGAGAUGGGAGUUGUAAAACUUUACAACUUUGGGCAGCGGAUACUUGUAAAAAUGACUGAUAUACCCGGAUUGAAGGCAGAUGUUGGUCGAAUUCUGAAAUGGACAAAACACACAGGAACUGACCUACUGGAGAAAACCGUGAGGUCAGUAAAGUGGGUAAAGACAGCGGUUUUAUCUGGUUUUGGAUUUUUUUGUGCUUUAGCUAUUAUCAGUUCUCAGUGGUCAAAGGAGAUGUUGAUCCGCAUCGGUGGAGAGAGGGGGAAACGCUAUUGGACAACUUUUUUGGAGUCAAGGUUUUGGAAGAGAGUUGUAUCCCUGCUAGACAGAAUUCGAAGUCGGUUCAGGAAGGAACAUCAUGUGCCACAGUUCACACCUGACUCACCCGGUAGAACAGGAAGAGGUGAGCCAGACCAGGAGUUGGAGAGACUGCUAGCAUUGGCUGAGGUACCAGAGGAUGAGCUCGACCCCUUUACAGUGCUCGGUGUAGAGGUGCAUGCCACAGAGACUGAGCUGAAGAAGGCCUACAGACAGCUGGCUGUCCAGGUUCACCCAGACAAGAACAAACACCCACGAGCAGGAGAGGCGUUCAAAGUUCUCAGGGCAGCCUGGGAUAUUGUCAGUAACCCUGAAACACGACGGGAGUAUGAAUUGAAGCGCAUGGCAGCAACUGAGCUCUCAAAGUCCAUGAAUGAGUUUCUCACCAAACUGCAAGAUGACCUGAAGGAAGCGAUGAACACCAUGAUGUGUACAAAAUGUGAAGGCAAGCACAAGCGAUUCGAGAUGGAUCGGGAGCCUGCUGAAGCCCGGUUCUGUGCUGAAUGCAACCGUUGCCAUAGUGCUGAGGAGGGGGACCUGUGGGCCGAGUCCAGCAUGUUGGGCCUACGCAUCACAUAUUUUGCUUGUAUGGAAGGAAAGGUGUAUGAUAUUACAGAGUGGGCAGGUUGCCAAAGAAUAGGCAUCUCCCCUGACACACAUCGUGUGCCGUAUCACAUCUCCUUUGGCUCAAAGAACAGCAACACCGCACGGCACAGGGCAUCAUCAGAACAUGCCCCAGGUCCGACAAACCCGGCCGACUUGCAGGACUUCUUCAACAGAAUCUUCAAGGGCGGACCACCUAAUGACAUGGCUGCCAAUGCAAACUUUUUCCCCUCAGGUCCGCCUCAUCAUCACCCACCGGGUGCUGGAGCAAGUCCGUUCUCCCCUCCCCCCGGUCCCACAGGUUUCUACAUGCCAGGGGGGCAGCGACCAGAUUCCAAUGAGACCUGGACUGACAGUGGAAAACCCCCUCGAAGGAGGAAGAAGGUCCGUAAACCUUUUCAAAGGUGAAGUCCGUUGACUUGCAAGUGUAUCAAAAUCACAGCGCAGGGACACAAUAAAUAAUGGCCAUGUUUGUCUCGCCUGCCUCUUGGCAUUCCAAGACCUGACCUGGAGACGGUUCAUGGGUGCACGUCUGCAGUGAGAUUAGCCAAAGCAGUGAGACUGAUCAUAAAGAGGAGCCAGUUUACUGAAUGUGAGAAUCGAAGGUUGAAGAGGUGGCAGCAACACCUUGUUUUGUUGGUCUUAAAAAUGACUGUAGCCUUUGAAAUUGAAAUCCUUUUUAGGAUGCUGUAAUGAAACAUUUUUCUUUUCAUUAUUUCCUGCCAAAUCCAUCGUCAAUGCAUGAUUUAUUCACCUGCAUUUUAAUGCUUCAGUUCUCUCACUUUUGCUGCUGUAUAAGGUUAUUUCAACACAUCAGUUCCAGACAGAAGGACAGUUGAGGAGAGGGUUAGAUUAGAUCAGAUUUAUAGCUCACUUAACGGAAAAAUGAAGGUGAGGGUCUGCGCAGCUUCACUGGGUCAGUGCUACUGUUAUUAGUUGUUUGCAUCUGCUUCUGGAGCAGUGCCUCGCCCUCCAUAUUUCAAGAGUUAAUACCAAAUCAACCAAACCCAACUCAUCUGAACCACAUUAACAAAGAUAAAGCAACUCUUUAUGGAAAUGCAGAAUGCUUUUUACUUACAGAAGAAUAAUUAGUCAGCUUCAAAUUUUGGGAAGUUUCUGUAGGAAAAAUUAGCCAGGGAUCCAUCUGAUCAAAGUCACUGGGGGACAAUAUGGAGUUUCCAAGAAAGUAAAAAUAGACAGUUAACUUUGGGAAAGUGUGGGCAUAAAAUGUAGUACUGCCAUGUACUAUAUCUUAUUCAGUACAAUGCUGUAGUGCUGGUAUCUUUACCACCAAAACCAUACCAUGCUCCAUGACCACUCAUUAACAGAAUUUGCCUUCAUUAGCUACACAUCUACAGCUCUAUUUAAAAUUUCUAAAAGUUCAAUUAAAAUUUGUGUAGAUGAUAAAUAAAAUCCUGAUAGGAAAGUAAAAUUUCACUAGUUAACCAACAGUUUAUCAGCUGCUUGAGUUGUACAUGUUUAUAGUUAAUCCGACAUGAUGCUGACCAGCAUGUAAUCAUAGCGCUGUCACAUCUUUCUUUUCAUCAUCUAGACUGCCGUCUUCAUUUCAGUUUCAGACAUAACACUAGUUUGAUCCGGUAAGUGAUAAAAACUGUUAAUGCUGCUACAUUGUUGAUUUACAUUGUUUUUCAGGCAGCUGCUGAAAAACUAAAUUUCCAGUCAUGUCAGUUUUGACCUUUUGUUCAUUUUAUGCCAGUAAGAUGUUUCAUAGCAUCUUAAGUCAUGACUGUUUAAUACCAGCCAUCUUGGUUAUUAUUACAAACAAAAUUAUAUGUCCUUCAUCGUCCUCUUGUUUAUUACCCCCCCACUUCCGCCAGUGUGUAAUGCUAUCUUGAUGGUUCAUUACAGCGUUGGCAGUCAUGUGCUACAGGCUCUUAUUCAAUUACAGUUAAUGUGGUUCAGGUUUGAACGUCACAGAUUCACAGAAAUAAGAGUAAAAAUCUAUAAACAACUGAUUUGCUUGCAGUUUCCACAGCGAUACUGGUUGUAACAACACGAAGGAGUCAGCUGUGUUGACAUGAGCCUUGGAUAGCAAGUACGCUUAAAUUUUAAUCAUAGCUUCAUUUAGAAAAAACAAAAAGAAAAAAAAACGGCUAUUAUUGUUUACAACUGACACGAGGAUUGUCAGAAUGAAGUGAUAUGGUAAUAAUGUGCGAUAAGGCAUUUGAUAAAGGCUAUUUUAUAUAUUUGCAGCUUUUGUUUGUGUUAAUUUCCUUUUGUUUUAAUUUGCACACCCACCACUGAAAUAACAUCUGCCAUCAGUGAGUUAGCCAAAACCAGUCUCCUCCAGCUGCAGCUGAGAAGGAGGUGUAGCCCGACAAGUUAACGUUUCACUAGCAAUUUUUAAUUUUUUUCCCCCUGCAAAACAAAUUCUGAUUGCACAACCAUUACACCCUGGAGAAAAAUAUGGGAACUAUUGUGUGAUAUUCUAAUGUGCAGCUUAAAAGGAGCAAAUAUAGUUUGAGAUUAUUUAAGCAGGAUGAAAAGUUUGCCAUGCUUCUGUUUGUCAGAACGUUUUUGUUUAUAGUGUUUGACCAGUUUUCUAUACAAGGAGUAAUUGAUUUGAGUCUAAAUAACCAGUUUAAAACACAAAAACUAGUCCUGAAUUGGCUUUUUUAAGUUAAACUCUGCACCAAACUAUAAAUAUCACAACUAAAAAUGACCUUUACUGAGAGGGCAGAGUAAAAUUUUAAUUGUAGGAAGAUAAGAGACAAACAAAUGAUUCAUAUUUGUUAAAACAUUUUUUUCUUGUCGCAUUAUUAGUUGUAUCCAUAUUUUCAGAAGGUUAAAUUUCAAUGAUCUGCUUGAGUCCCUGUUUAGGAAACUGGACCCACAGCCAUGAGCAUGCUCAACAUGACGCUUUAUUCUAACACUUUGUGAUUUGAGAAUGUGCAGUGGUGUGUUUAAAGAGGUAGCAAAAGUCCAAGAAGUCAAUGAAAGAGCCGACACUCCAGAGUUUGUUUUUUUUGUGUGUUUUUUUUGACAGAAUAUGCAGAAUUAUUGCAAAAAAUAUUUGACAAUCAUCAGGGUUAUUUGUCGGGAAUUGUGUGGUGAGUUCCCGGCUGACGAAGUUUUAAAAAUAUCACUGUUCGGUUUGUUUCCCCUGCUUUCUCCGGUUUUCAAAUAAAGGUGAUUUCCUAUA
This is a messenger RNA of Melanotaenia boesemani (Boeseman's rainbowfish), 5404 nucleotides long. It is a transcript of the gene dnajc14, whose product is annotated as DnaJ (Hsp40) homolog, subfamily C, member 14. Bases 607 to 2649 code for a protein of 680 amino acids. The record is from RefSeq and is a predicted model, not a curated record. NCBI's taxonomy places the organism in Eukaryota, Metazoa, Chordata, Actinopteri, Atheriniformes, Melanotaeniidae. The transcript is spliced from 7 exons. Gene Ontology annotation, molecular function: dopamine receptor binding.